This is a messenger RNA of Cyclocybe aegerita, 411 nucleotides long. NCBI's taxonomy places the organism in Eukaryota, Fungi, Basidiomycota, Agaricomycetes, Agaricales, Hemipholiotaceae. The record is from the annotation of a GenBank genome assembly.
AUGGGAUACGGAGAUUGGACCCAAAUCACCAUCCAGAACAAGACCGACAUCAAGUUGCAGAUCAAUAAUUCUCAGCUUCGUUGGGGCAAGUUCUACAACUGCGAGGGCGCUCCCAACUUGGAUACCGAGAUAUCCAUCGACAAGGACGUACCCGCGAAGGGCUCGUACAUGGUGGGCUCUUGCGGCCGUGAAAACACCUGGAGCGGCUGCGACGGAGAAUUCAGCCUCUACGACACGACCACCGGGAAGACCAUCUUCACUGUUUAUUUCAUCAGCCCUCACGGAAGCUCGCCGAAGAUUUUCCGGGUCGCACGCCAGCUCGACGGUUGGUACUUCAACUAUAACGUUGAUUUGCUUGGUGCCGGACCUCUUGGCAGCGUCAUUUUGGAGGUCGUCUACGUUGGUGCUUGA